Messenger RNA from Coccinella septempunctata (seven-spotted ladybird), 957 nucleotides. RefSeq lists its product as uncharacterized. Bases 1 to 957 code for a protein of 318 amino acids. The transcript has a single exon. Lineage: Eukaryota; Metazoa; Arthropoda; Insecta; Coleoptera; Coccinellidae. The record is from RefSeq and is a predicted model, not a curated record.
AUGGGGUUUUAUGCGGACAUCAAACAGCAGUACAGCAGCAGGGUAUGCCAACAGCUGAAACUUUGGGCCAAUCACAACUUGAAACUGGCCUCACUUAGAAAUAGGAGGAUUUUUCUUUUGGAAUGUAGGCGACAAGGGUUGACACCCAGGCACAUCAGGGACAGGAUAAUUUCACUCUAUGGAUCAAUCUCAAGUUCGGAUUCUGUAAGGCAAGCCGAGAGAAUGCAGGUUAGAAUUGUGAAUCAAAUAAUCAAUUUCGAAAUAAGAACAACUAUAAAGAACACACUAGCUUUAGAGAAGGAUAUGAUCCGAAGGUGGGAGAUUCUGGCUUGCUCCCUACCUCUUGACAUACUAGAAAGAUUCAAGCAUUUUCAAAACAUAAGUUACAAUAGUAAAUUUGAAUCAAUAAAAAACAACAACCUCAAGAAAAUACAAUCACUAAAUCAAAAUUGUCUUGACAGAGCCAGAGCCCAGCCUCAAUGGUUCAAAAAUAUUAGCGACAUCAGUAUUCCCAAUCGAGUAGAACGUUUUCUUGCUUUAGGCCCUAAAUUCUGCAUAGAGAUUCCAAAAAAAGAAGUAUCUAUUCAGAAACUGCUAGCGAACAUCGAACAACUAAUCACACUCAAAAAAACCAAUAGUCACGAAGCUGAUAAUACCCUCAGAUCAUUGUCCACGAAUAUAGUUACCAACUACUUACUCAAUAACAUGAGCAUUAAUAAUGCUUUUCAGGCGGAGUAUUACUAUUGCAAGAAAUUCCUCAAAAACCAGUCGAACCUGUUAAUCUUACAAUCCGAUAAAGGGAAUGUAACAGUGGCGAUGAACAGGGAACAUUACCAUUCCUUAGUGCUGGAGAUAUUGUCAGAUGAAAAAUAUUACAGAAAAGUCAGCAGGGACCCAACAUCAUCCUUCCAAACCAAGGCUAACGACAUGAUAAAGCACUUCAUCAGAAAGGAAUAG